Colletotrichum orchidophilum is the source of this 4629-nucleotide messenger RNA. RefSeq names its product WD repeat-containing protein. Bases 1 to 4629 code for a protein of 1542 amino acids. The transcript is spliced from 2 exons. NCBI's taxonomy places the organism in Eukaryota, Fungi, Ascomycota, Sordariomycetes, Glomerellales, Glomerellaceae. The record is from RefSeq and is a predicted model, not a curated record. Gene Ontology annotation, molecular function: protein binding.
AUGCCGCACUUCGACCAGCUUGAUGCGCCGAAGAAGGGCAAGCCGAUCAAAUCAGCCUUUGAUAGUGAGAGUUUCGACGCGGACGGCACGAUUCACGUUGCCGGCCUGGUGGGAUCAGCGACGAUAGCCCCUUCACAGAGGGAUGUUGCUUUAGCAUCACCCGAAGGUUUGUCCAUCAUUGACCUGGACUCACCAUACAAUCCUCCUCGCCGUCUCAGCAGUCAUGGCUCCCCUUGGCUUGUCACCGACGUCCAAUGGUCGCCCUUUGCGGUCCGCGACUAUUGGGUCGUCUCCACUGCUAAUCAUCGCGCGCUUGUCUGGAACCUCAAUUUGAGAGAUGAUUCGACAUCAGGAGCUAUUGAGCAUUCUCUCCAGGGCCACAGCAGGGCCAUCACGGACAUAAACUGGUCCGCACACCACCCGGACCAGCUCGCUUCGUGCGCCGUCGAUGGUUACGUCCACUGCUGGGAUCUCAGACGCCCAAGACAGCCUGUCCUUACUUUCUGCGACUGGUUUGCCGGCGCCACGCAAGUUAAGUACAACCGUCAGGACCCGCACAUUCUAGCUUCAUCUCACGACAGGUGGUUGCACAUCUGGGACGAACGACGGCCAAGCGAGCCCCUGAAAUCAAUCAGCGCACACACCUCAAAGAUCUACGGAAUUGAUUGGAAUCGGACCACCUCUACAAAGAUUGUAACUUGUUCUCUGGAUAAGCACAUCAAGUUUUGGGACUAUGGCAGCGAUCAAGAUGUUCCGCAUCGCGUUAUACGAACCGAAUUUCCGGUGUGGCGCGCUCGUCAUACCCCCUUUGGCCAGGGGCUCCUUGCGAUGCCUCAGAACGAACCAGGCGAUCUGUACCUGUACGACUGGCGAACACCUCCCAAAGACCCUAAGGAAGGGCCGACUGAGCCAGUUGCAGUAUUUCCUGGCCACGGUAAUCACAAGGCCAAGGAGUUCUUGUGGAGAAGUAGAGGGAGCAUCACCGAAGAUGCGCUAGAUCACAGAGAUUUUCAGCUCGUCUCUUGGGGGGAGGACAACGAGCUGCGCCUUCAGCAAGUUGACCCGUCCAUUCUUGAGUCUGUGGGCUAUGUCAAGGGGAUGGCAGCCAACAAGAACGUGGUGCUCACACGCAAAGGCGCUGCCUACAAAACCUUCCGAACAGUUGAGGACAUCGUCAGCCGAGACAGGAGGAGUGCGACAAUGAGCGACCCCCGCAACGGCGCGCAAUACCGACAGAGUGCUCUGACUAUGGGUAUGCGGUCGGGUCCGACAACCUACUCCAAGCUUGGUGCGGCUUGGAAAGGUUCAUCAAUGAAAGCUAAAAGCACCUCCAGGGAAAUGGAUCGCAGCCAGGCACACAUUGGCUGGAUGAAGGGAAUCAUGAUGAAUAAGAGGAAGACCUCCACAGACAGCCCCAGAAGGGCAGAUUCGAAAGACUCCAGCAUGUUCAGCCCAGGAUACAUGGACGAUGACAAGUGGGGAGAUCCAGAGACUAUCCAGGAAGAGUUUCUCCGCAUCAGCAUGCAGCUACCCAAGGUCAAGUGGGAGCACAUCGACAUGGACAACUUGACGCUCAAUGCAUCCCUCAACGGCCCCUGGGGCGCAAAUGGCGAUCCCAUCUUCAUCAAAGUUACGGUCGACAUACCGUCCAACUACCCCAAAGCCAAAGCACCGAGAUUUUACAUUGAGAAGACCGGUUUCAUGUCGGACAAGACGCAUAGGAAGAUCGAGCACGAAAUCCAUGAGCUUUGCCACCAGUUUUUGGAGCGAAAACAGAAUUGCUUGGAUGUUGCCUUCUCUUACCUUUUAGGCGAGAUUGACCUGGCGGCGAGCACGAAUUUUUUCAAAAAUGUAAAGGACCUCGAUGAUCCAUUAGACGGACUUGGCUCCGACAGCUCCAGCGAAGACGAGAACGAUAUUCCGGCCGGAGGUUCGGCGUCCAUGUCCCAAGAAUUGCCUCCAAACGCCGAGGCCGAAAGUACGUUGGCACCAAACAACAGACCGACAAUUCCGCCCCUGCCGCGGUUUUGCGGUGCCCGCUUUUCCAACGACGGGCGGCUUGUGUGCUUUUUCCCAACCAAGGAAGAAAAGGCAAGGGCAUUGCUCUUCACGCCGGCAGAACCCAUGCGAGAGAGGUCAAAGGGGGAGCCUGUAUUCGCCGGCUUCGGUCGUCUUGCGCACGAUUCGGCGCCGGGCAAGCGAUAUGGCAACGACGAAAUAUCUGCCACAGAUGAGCAGUCUGACUCUGAAGACUCCACCGGUUCGUCGUCGUCAAGUGACUCGGAAUCAACAUCUAUCAACAAGAUGAGCUUGUGGUAUCAACCCCGGCAUCGUUUCAAGCGAACCUGGAGUGACAACCGCUCUCUCCGGUCAAGCGGCGGCGGCACAGGAGUUGGUACCGGAACGGGGACAGGAUCUCUUCGAAGGCGACCCGGCGCCAAAUCAAAGAAUGUCAUCUCCCUCCACGACUUAUCGGACCUCCUUCCUGCGAAGAAAGAAUUUGCUGAAGAUUAUGCAAUAUUUGGGGAUGGCGCUGAGGUCUGCGAGCACAACGCUCAGGUUGCAGAGAAGCACGGCUGCCAAGAUCUUGUAGAUGUCUGGCGCUAUCUCUCACUAAUACUUCGCCGAGAUAUCCCCUUGGAGUUGUCAAAUAUGGACCAUCACCAAAACUCCAUUCUCAUCAUUGCCAGAGACGCUCUUGCGCGAUUCCGUCAUGAAGGGUCGCCGGUUGUCAAGACGAUCAAUGGGAAGGACACUGCUGACUUCAACGGGAGAGUGAAGUGGGGCAAUCAUCCGCUGGCGAGGGAUUUCAUCAGCGAUCUCUUUGAUUACUUUGAGAAAACUGCGGAUAUCCAGAUGCUAGCCAUGUUGUCUUGCAUCUUUAGCGAAGCAUUCACCGAAGACAGCGUUGCCUACGCCGAGUCGCACCUAGCGCAGCCAGAUACACCCCUGCCGAUGAAAACUCCUGCCUUUUCUCUCGACUACUUUCCCACGGAUGCAUCGUUGUGGACUUACAACGGGAGGAGUCAGACGAAUUCGGCCAUCACCACGCCGAGAACAUUACACACACCUAUACGGUACUCCGGAUCACAAGGAUCCGCUGAAGAGGUGCUUUGGGCUGGCGACCCAGGCUCGAACUCUUACUCUUGCGGCGAAACACCACCACCAAGAGGUAAAGAAUAUCUUGGUGAUGGUGACCAGACCCCGAGUCUUUCCACCUCACCCAGUGGCAGGACGCUCUCGAGAGCCAAUUCGGGUUUGACGUCGAGCUUCGCAAUCAACUUCGCCCGACCUUUCAGCGGUGUUGCAACGGGGACGACGACCGCAGCAUCGUCGCCGCCUAACCACGGUCGUAAGAGACCGAGUCCAGCGGAGACAAUACUAAGCACCCUCGCCCCCAGCGCACCCGGUGCCGUCACUUGGGGAGGCUCGACGAUUAAGACGGACUCGGGCACGGCUCGCACCUCUCUCUCAGAUGACGAGGUGUACCGCGAUGAUCUAUUCUCCUUGGUACCCAUUGGUGUGUCCGUUCAUAUGGAGGACCAGACCAUCUUCGAUGACGACGGAUGGAUGACGACGCCGCUUCUCGAGGCCAAUCGCGCCGACAUGUAUGCCACGUAUCGCUACGUCUACGCCGAGAUUCUGCAAAUGUGGAACCAGCCUCUAGCCCGCCUAGAGAUUAUGAAGUUUAACGUGCUUCAGCAAAGCCAGGGGGCUGGUGCGCUUGACGAAUUCCACGAGACGUACAGUAUAGCCGACACUUCUACGACAGUUCAGCAGCAUCAUCAUGACCAGCAGCAUCAGAGCCAUCAGGCGCAGUAUCACCAACAGCAACCCCACAACACCUCUCCGAUCCUCCUCGGAAAGAAGGAGCAACUCCAGGCUCUGGUGGCCUCAGGCCGCGGCCUCGAUGUCACCGGCGUCUGCCGCGUCCACGAGACUCAGCUCGAGCCACUCAAAUACACCUCGGCUACCGCGACCCGUUCCGGCGGCGCCGUCGGCGUGUGCGAUCGCUGCCGCCGCCCCCAGUGCCAGCUUCUCUGCGUAUACUGCCGCGAGCCCGUCGACGCACUGUACCCGCCAUGCCUCGGCUGCGGCUGCGCCUUCCACGAGGCCUGUCUCGCGGAAUGGCAUGCCGCCGGCGAGGUCUCAUGUCCUGCCGGCGACGAAUGUAACUGUGUCGAGGAGGCGUCGAGCGGGCAGGUCGAGUCUUGGACCGCCAUGAUGGGAGCGCUGAGGAAGGGACAACAGUCUGCUGCGGCUGGGUCUGCUGCACCCGCGGGUGGAGUCAUGGGUCGCGGGUUCGUGCUGCCGCCGCCUGCGAUUGAGGAGCCCGAUGACGAGGAAGUCGAGAGAGGCGACUGGGAGAGCGUGGCGAGUUCCGCGGGUAUCCCUAGCCGGAUGCAAGGUGGGGGGGCGGGCAGCAGCGCGGUCAUGAGUGCCGCGCGGAUCAGUCUAGGAAAUAGACUUAAGAAGUCUGCGGGCGAUACCGCGGCUGCUUGGUCUCGCGCUUCGAGCUUGAGGAAGGGCAGGGGUAGUGGUGGUGGUGGUGGUGGUCAUCCCGGAGCUGGGGUCGGGCACGGGAACAGGAAUGGAGGUGCCGGCGGGAGUUGGAGAAGCGAGAAAUGA